Molecule: messenger RNA, 1293 nt
Organism: Neltuma alba
Lineage: Eukaryota; Viridiplantae; Streptophyta; Magnoliopsida; Fabales; Fabaceae
Product: fluoride export protein 2-like
Exons: 6
Coding region: 1-1293 (430 amino acids)
Biological process (GO): fluoride transmembrane transport
Cellular component (GO): plasma membrane
Molecular function (GO): fluoride transmembrane transporter activity
Source: RefSeq, a predicted model, not a curated record
AUGGAGAGAAUGAAUUCAUUGGCACCAUCAACUUGCAUAAACCAUCAGACGGAUUGUGAUGUUGAGAGUGAGACUGUUUCGGAGGCAGGAGAUAUUGGGGAUCGAACCCUUCAUACCUCUUCAGAUUUCACACCUGAAAAUGGAGUUGUUUCUAUUCCAGGCGAUCAAAAGUUGCAGCCAAGUCCUGUGGCAUUAAGUUCUAUCUCCAUUGGAAAGCCAUCAGCACAAUUAGUGACCUCUCGUUACAGUAAUGGAAAAGGGGGUCCUGAACACAUAAAGGAACACGAUAAGGGGUUACCAAAUAUACUGGAUUAUGUUUCAUGCAUGAUUCAUUUAGCUGCUUUUGGAAUUCUUGGGGUCCUCACAAGAUACUUGCUGCAAAAGUUGUUUGGCCCCGAUGGAGCUGGUGUGACAAGUGACCACACUAUUCUUUACCUGGAUCUGCCUUCCAAUAUGGUCGGUUCUUUUUUGAUGGGAUGGUUUGGCGUAGUAUUCAAGGGGCACAUAUCCCGUGUGUCAGAGCAUCUCACAAUUGCAAUAACAACUGGUUAUUUAGGGAGCCUUACGACCUUUAGUGGUUGGAACCAGAAAAUGGUUGAACUUAGUGUUGCUGGACACUGGCUAUUCUCCGUGCUUGGUUUUAUAAUAGGCUUGUUCCUUGUUGGUUUUUCCAUCAUAUUUGGAAUUGAGACAGCCAAGGGGUUCAAGUGGCUUAUCAGCAGGCUAAAGAUGAGAUCAAGAACUGGCUCUUGUAAUGCUGAGAUAAGCAGAAAAGUGCACAGUUACAAGCGACAGUUGGCAGUUAUGGCAGUGUGCUUGGUGAUGUUAGGCUUCUUGUGGGGUCUAAGUAGUACGUUGGUGAGGUCCGAGUUCAAGCAUGGACACAGUGGGGCUGAACCAUGGCUGGCAUGCCUGGUCGGUCCUUUAGGUGUGUGGAUUAGGUGGUUCUUAGCUCGACUCAAUGGGCGUGGCGUGGGGAGGGCAAGGCUGCUGAUAUGGAUUCCAUUUGGGACUCUGAUUGCCAAUGUUUCUGCCGCUUGUGUAAUGUCUGCACUCGCUACUGUAAAGAAAUCAGCGAACACCUGGAAAUGUGACACUAUUGUGACAGGCAUUCAGUUUGGGCUGUUGGGUUGUCUGAGCACUGUCUCAACCUUUGCUUCUGAGUUCAACGCCAUGAGAGAAAGCAUGCAGCCUUGGAGAGCAUAUGCCUAUGCUAUGAUUACCAUAUGCGUCUCCUUCUGUUUUGGGAUCUUAAUAUUCUGCAUGCCUGUGUGGCAAAUGUCGUUGGCGUAA